CUUUUUGGUUACAAAAACGGAAAGCCGAAGCUUUAGCCUCCGAGCCUGACUCUCCCCAUCUAUCUUUCUUUCCACUACGCAGAGAAGCCGACAUGGGUAUCGAAAUACCAGUUAUCUCCGAUGUGGAUCCGAGCCACUCUCCAACGGCGAAGAAGCGACGAUUGGGAGAGUUCGAUGUGGAAGAGCUGAUCCAGAUUCAGCGUAUCUAUGAUUCAGAACCAAAGGAUGCUGUUCCAGACGCAAGGAAGUGUGGAGGUCCAGCUAAGCCAUCUAGGGAGCAGCUCAAGAAAAUCAAUGAAGUGGUUUUUCGGAAGUUCUUCGAAGGAAAUGAGAUUGAUGAUGAGGACUCAGGUGAAGAAAUGAAACCUUGUGAAAUUGGUAUGAAGGAGGAGGACUUGCCAAAUGAUUGCCCGUACCUGCAGUGUAUUCCAAACCCCAAAGACACACAUGUUGGCAAGGAUGAGACUGAUGAUGAGGACUCAGAUAAAGUAAUGAAACCUUGUGAUGUUUGUAUGGAGGAGCAUCCGGAUCACCUGCCAAAUCUUUGCCCGUACCUGGAGUGUAUUCCAAAUCCCAAGGAUACACAUGUUGGCAAGGAUGAGACUAAUGAUGAGGACUCAGAUGAAGAAAUGAUACCACCUUGUGAAGUUUGUCUGAAGGAGAAUCCGGAUCACUUUUCAAAUGGUUGCCCGUACCUGGAGCGUGUCCCAAAUCCAAAGGACACAGCUGUUGGCAAGGCCUUUAUGAUAGUCUGCAUCCACUGCUUUCUGGAGAAGCAUGGCCACCCUGAUGGAGCCUGGCAAGGAUGUGCAAUGCUAGAUCCGAGGUUCUUUUAUGAUCGAGAGCCUGCAGAUGACGAGCCUCCCCUUAAAGAUGAGAGUGAAUACUUUGCUUGGCUUAAGGUGGGUGUUUCUCAUUUCUCUCGUGUCUAAACUAGUGUUUGGUUGGAUGGACAAAAGCUGAGAGUGGCUUGUGUGUUUUUAAUUUAUGGAACUUAUGCCUUGUAGAACUUAUGGAACUAUGUAGUAGUGUUUAGCCUGUAUGGAACUAUGUAGUAGUGUUUAGCUGUUUGAAUAAGAGCCCUCUACGAGUGUUGUGUUUAUUUCUGU
This is a messenger RNA of Fragaria vesca subsp. vesca, 1109 nucleotides long. RefSeq lists its product as uncharacterized. The record is from RefSeq and is a predicted model, not a curated record. The transcript has 3 exons. Bases 93 to 932 code for a protein of 279 amino acids. NCBI's taxonomy places the organism in Eukaryota, Viridiplantae, Streptophyta, Magnoliopsida, Rosales, Rosaceae.